AUGGACAAAUGUUCGAAGAGGUCAAAAUCUUGGCAACAAGAUUCAUUUUACCAGAGAAGCCAAAAACAAGGCGAGACCAGCCAAGAACCCGCCAUGGGCCUGGAGAUGGAAUCCAUGGCCGCCGCGAUCGGUGUCUCGGUCGCGGUGCUCCGUUUCCUCCUCUGCUUCGUCGCCACCAUCCCCGUCAGCUUCCUCUGGCGACUCGUGCCGAGCCCACCCGCCAAGCACCUUUACGCCGCCGUUUCGGGCGCUCUCCUCUCCUAUCUCUCGUUCGGUUUCUCCUCCAACCUUCAUUUCUUAGUCCCAAUGUUACUCGGCUAUGCUUCCAUGGUCUUCGCUCGGAGCCAUUGUGGUAUAAUUACCUACAUCUUGGGCUUUGGAUACCUCAUCGGCUGCCAUGUAUUUUACAUGAGUGGGGACGCAUGGAAGGAAGGAGGAAUUGAUGCAACUGGAGCCUUAAUGGUGUUAACACUGAAGGUCAUCUCGUGUGCAAUAAAUUACAAUGAUGGGUUACUGAAAGAGGAAGGACUGCGUGAGUCUCAGAAGAAAAACCGUUUGAUUAAGUUACCCUCAUUGAUCGAGUACAUCGGUUACUGCCUCUGCUGUGGUAGCCACUUUGCUGGUCCAGUUUAUGAGAUAAAGGAUUAUCUUGACUGGACUGAAGGAAAGGGGAUUUGGAGCCACUCAGAGGAAGGACUGUCUCCAUCACCAUAUGGAGCAACUAUUCGAGCUCUGCUCCAAGCUGCAUUCUGUAUGGCAUUGUAUUUGUAUCUGGAAUGGGGUUUUUGGAAACGGUUGGGCUAUCAGUAUAUGUCAGGAUUUACAGCAAGGUGGAAAUAUUAUUUCAUCUGGUCAAUUUCAGAGGCUUCUAUCAUUCUUUCUGGUUUGGGUUUCACUGGCUGGACAGAAUCUUCACCGCCAAAGCCGCGAUGGGAUCGUGCGAAAAAUGUUGAUAUUCUUGGCGUUGAGUUUGCAAAGAGUUCAGUUCAGUUACCACUUGUUUGGAACAUACAAGUCAGCACCUGGCUACGUCAUUAUGUUUAUGAAAGGCUUGUUAAACCUGGCAAGAAGGCUGGUUUCUUCCAGUUGCUGACUACACAGACCGUCAGUGCUGUUUGGCAUGGACUCUAUCCUGGGUACAUCAUAUUCUUUGUUCAGUCAGCAUUGAUGAUUGCUGGUUCAAGAGUGAUUUACAGAUGGCAACAAGCUGUACCUCAAAACAUGGAUGCUGUUAAGAACAUACUGGUGUUCAUGAACUUUGCUUACACUCUUUUGGUUCUGAACUACUCCUGCGUUGGUUUCAUUGUAUUAAGCCUUCGUGAAACACUUGCCUCAUAUGGGAGCGUGCAUUUCAUCGGAACCAUUCUUCCGAUAGCAUUGAUACUACUGAGUUACGUAAUAAAACCUCCAAGGCCUGCAAGAUCAAAGGCUCGGAAGGAAGAGUGA
Molecule: messenger RNA, 1446 nt
Organism: Prunus armeniaca (apricot)
Lineage: Eukaryota; Viridiplantae; Streptophyta; Magnoliopsida; Rosales; Rosaceae
Source: the annotation of a GenBank genome assembly